Messenger RNA from Adineta steineri, 348 nucleotides. Lineage: Eukaryota; Metazoa; Rotifera; Eurotatoria; Adinetida; Adinetidae. The record is from the annotation of a GenBank genome assembly.
AUGAACGGAAUAAACGACGCAGAAUUUGUUCUCUCGCAUAAAUCAAAAUGUUACAAAGCCAUAGGCGAUUGCUAUUGUCAAUUAGGUGACAAUAAGGAAGCUCUAAAGAAUUAUACAUUGGCAUUGAAUGAAAAUAUUCAUUUACGACCCGAUGAAUAUAUUAACAUAUUGGUUUGUACAGGUAAAAUACUCGAAGCAACAAAUCAAUCGGAAGCAGCUUUAUCAGAAUAUAUCAGAGCAGCUGAGAUCUGUCAAAAUGAAUUACCAAAUGCGAAUUCCAACGAUAUUGUAGAAAUAGAAGAAUGUAUUAAACGAGUAACAUCAUAUCUUUGUCCACCCGAUACAUAA